This is a messenger RNA of Acanthosepion pharaonis, 519 nucleotides long. The record is from the annotation of a GenBank genome assembly. NCBI's taxonomy places the organism in Eukaryota, Metazoa, Mollusca, Cephalopoda, Sepiida, Sepiidae.
AUGAAUAGAUAUUGUUACAUAAUAUUUAAACUUACAAGUCUUGUUUUUGUCAUUGAUUAUCUAGCUUCUGGCUUAACAGACAUUGGAAUCCUGGAAAUAAUUCUCGGAGGCUUGGCAUUACAAGUGUUGAUUAUUUUGGUGUUCAUCCUCUACAGGAGAGGGAAUAUAAGUAACUUUGUUGAUCAUGUAAGACGAAAUCAAAUUGUUGCCAACCUCCAUAAGAGAUUUGUAAACCAAGAUUCAGUACCAAUGGAAGAUCUUCCAAAUGCUACUUUAGACAAUGAUGGAGGCUUUCAAAAUCCAAUGUAUGGAACAAGAACUCGGCAAUCAGGAAAAUUGGAUUACUUGACAAAUGACAGUCAAAUUGGAGAGGCAAGCAAUGUUUGUGGUUUUGAUAAUCCUCUCUUUGGCUCAAAUAUAAACCAAGAAACCUUAUUUGAUGAUGCAAGCAAAAUUUCACCUCCUUUUACAAUGAAUCCGGUGUAUGAUCCAAAUGAAUUACAAGACAGUACAAUAUGA